Messenger RNA from Lentinula edodes (shiitake mushroom), 1488 nucleotides. RefSeq lists its product as uncharacterized. Bases 1 to 1488 code for a protein of 495 amino acids. The transcript is spliced from 2 exons. Lineage: Eukaryota; Fungi; Basidiomycota; Agaricomycetes; Agaricales; Omphalotaceae. The record is from RefSeq and is a predicted model, not a curated record.
AUGUCGCAGGAUUCAGCCAGCUUAUCGACGAUUCGUAACAUUCACCAAUGGAAUUCACCAGAACGACGUUCCAGUGAUCACAAACAGCUUUCCCCAAUUCCUCUCGAAAUCUAUCUUGAAAUUAUCGACCACAUACGACCUCGGGACGGCAUAUAUAUCAGCCCACAGCACGUAUAUGAGUGCAUGAAUAGUCUCCGAAAUUUGGCGCUCGUCUGUCGUUACUUCUGCGCCCAGAUUCUGCCUUGCCUGUAUAAGGUCCUCAUCUUUUGCCCUGAACCUGAGGAAGAGAGUCUUGGGAAUAGAAGAGAUGUUUUAAGCAGGACCUUCAUCCCGUUCUGUCAAGAUAUCAAUCGUGGCGAAGCUUUUGCCGAAUCCCUUGCUCUCGAAGUCACCCAAUGCGAUAUUCGAGAUUGGAUUGACGUCCCUUCAGAAACUCUCGACACUUCUCCUGUCAAGGCAUCACUGGACGCGCUCAUCGAGGCCUUACCAGCUAUGACCAACCUUACAUCCAUCGUUCUAUCUCGAACAACUCUGACCCCCGCCCUCCUUGAAAACAUCCUACACCUUGAGAAACUCGCUUCACUUCGUAUUCAAUGCUGUGAUCUCGCUGGAAUGACUACCAAAGUCAUUCAUGAUUUCGCUUCGCGAGUCAAAUUGCAGACAUUCCAUUUUUUCUCGAAUGUCAUGCAAAACGAACAAUUGGUCUCCAGCGCUGGGGCGUCAGAAAAGGAACUACUGUCUCUUCUCAUGAAUGUAUCCACGUUUGGCACGGAUAGCUGGCCGCUCAUAAGUGCUAUGAUUGCCUUUGAUGCUGUCCCUUCUUUUCAAACUCUGGACAUCUUUCAUAUCCUGGAUCCGGCUGCACUUUGUGAUUUCCUCUGCAGGAUAUCGACAUUGACAUCGCUCACACUGGACGGCGUCGCCCCCACGGAGGACUCGUAUUUCUUGGUUUUGUCGAACCUCAAACAGCUGCGACACCUCUCUUGUCCUCCUUGCUUAAUUUCACGCCUCAGCGGUUCACAGAAUCUCUCGACUCUAUCGUUCUAUACACGAGCCCAUCAGUCAGAAGACCCGGCUAUGCUAGCUUCUUUCAUCAAGGCUGGAUUAAACUCUUGGAAAGCCUUCAGUCAAUUCAGAUCCUUACGAGAGUUGUGUCUGCCUCUGAUAUUCAUGUUGCUUAUCACCGUCGAUCCUCUGUAUUCUCCCCAUGAUGCGAAAGAGCUCAAAAAGCUCACCGUUUCUUCAGACGGAACGGCCACAAUCAGCAGAGAGUUUAUCAUAUCUGACCCGAUUUUCAUGGACGGAGGUCCGAUGGACGAUAACGUUAAAGAUGCAUUCUUCAUGUGGGGUUUGCUUAGGAUAAUCGGGCAACAAAAACAUUUUCCAAAAUUGGAAUGGUUUACAUUCCAUGGCUUGAAUGAUAGAACCUGGAAGUGGAGGAAUGAGGGUAUGAGUGGCAAGUGGAGACCUUUUCAGUUGCUGGAAUAG